GUGCGCGUUAGAAUCCCUCAGGGCUGUUCUAUUUCCACCGCGAAGAUUGGGAAUCGGAGCGAAUGGGCAAUGCAGAUGGCUAUGGCCUCAGUUCAUCUGAAAUUGACAACGCCUUUGGAUUGAAAUAGAAAAGAGAAGAAAUCCGAAACGAAGAGCGUUUUAAGUGAGAAAUGAAGCAGGAGGACGGCAACCGUGGAGCGGGCGUUUCUGGUUCUCGUCGGACGCGGUCUCAGAUAGCACCGGAUUGGACCGCCGCGGAGUGCCUCGUUCUCGUUAAUGUGAUUGCGGCUGUGGAGGCGGAUUGUUUAAAAGCUUUAUCUAGCUAUCAGAAAUGGAAGAUUGUUGCAGAGAACUGCACGUCUUUGGAUGUGGCAAGGACUUCGAAUCAGUGCCGAAGGAAGUGGGACUGUUUGCUGAUUGAACAUGAUGUUAUCAAGCAAUGGGAGUUAGAGAUGCCGGAUGAUGAUUCGUACUGGUCUUUGGAGAGUGGAAGGAGAAAAGAAUUGGGACUUCCUGAGAACUUUGACAAGGAGCUGUUUAAAGCAAUCGACAAUGUCGCUACGAUGAGAGCAAAUCAGUCGGAUACGGAGCCGGAUAGCGAUCCCGAGGCUGGGGUCGAGAUGCUUGACGAAAUUUCAGAACCUGGCCCCAAAAGGCAACGGCGUCGUUCAAUUUCCAAGAGAAGCCAAGCUCUUGAAAAAUCCCUAGAAUGUGAAGAAGAAGAUGAAGAAAAGCCUCCAUUAAACUCUCCAGAAGCAGAGCCACGUGAAUGUUUCAUCAAAAGCAAUGGAGAAAAACAGAUAGAUAGCCUUGAACUGGAAGAAGAGCAAAUGAUGACAAAGAAAUUGCUCGAAAAUGUAGAACAAAUUCAAGCAAUCGUGUCUGAGAAUGCAGAAUAUGCAACUUCGGAUGAAAAGAACACCAACCACCGAAUUGAUUCGGUGAGGCGCCAGGGGAACACGCUUAUCAGAUGUCUUGGAGAUAUUCUCAAUGCCAUCAAUGAUCUCCAUGGCCUGUUUGAAGACCGCGAGUGAUUCUCAUUUUGUUCAUUAACCCGCCAAGUAAGAGCUGUUCUCCAAUGGUCUCCUCAACUCUGUGUAAAUUUUUUUGUUAAAAGGCCAUGUUAGAUAAACUCAUGUUUAGCUCGUCUUACAGCUUUGAAUCUUUCCCAUUUCUCUUCCUACAGACAGAAUGUCAAGUUCGCCGUGCGAGCAACAGCAAAACGUUGCUGACAUUUUCCAGGUUACAGAAAUCGAAUCGAGUGUUUAUUAAUGGAUC
Momordica charantia (bitter melon) is the source of this 1278-nucleotide messenger RNA. Its product is annotated as sequence-specific DNA binding transcription factor. The record is from RefSeq and is a predicted model, not a curated record. NCBI's taxonomy places the organism in Eukaryota, Viridiplantae, Streptophyta, Magnoliopsida, Cucurbitales, Cucurbitaceae.